Messenger RNA from Leopardus geoffroyi (Geoffroy's cat), 2267 nucleotides. It is a transcript of the gene NECTIN2, whose product is annotated as nectin cell adhesion molecule 2. The record is from RefSeq and is a predicted model, not a curated record. The coding region runs from base 304 to 1449 and encodes 381 amino acids. The transcript is spliced from 6 exons. Gene Ontology annotation, cellular component: apical junction complex; focal adhesion; plasma membrane. NCBI's taxonomy places the organism in Eukaryota, Metazoa, Chordata, Mammalia, Carnivora, Felidae. Gene Ontology annotation, biological process: coreceptor-mediated virion attachment to host cell; positive regulation of immunoglobulin mediated immune response; positive regulation of natural killer cell mediated cytotoxicity directed against tumor cell target. Gene Ontology annotation, molecular function: cell adhesion molecule binding.
UCUCAGAGAGGGCGGGACAGCGUGAGCGAGUGCGGCCGGAGCCCAAGGUCGGCUCCGCGGGGGGGGGAGGGAAGGGGUGGGUCCUGUGACGUCAGCGAGUCCGAGCUGCCAGAGAGAAGCCUGGGGCCGGGGGCGCCGAGCGGGGAGAGCCCGGCCCCGAGAGCAGAGCCGCGGGAGCAGAGCGGGCGGGAACCGGCCGGGAGCCGGAGCCCCUCAGGCACCUGCUCGACCGCCCAGCCGAUCGGCGCUCACGGAGUGGCCCGCAGGCCCCCGCCCGGGCCCAGUCCCACCCCGGGCCCCCCCAUGGCCCGGGCCGCAGCCCUCUCGCCGUCGAGAUCGUCGCCGACGCUGCCACUCCUGCCGCUGCUGCUGCUGCUGCUGCUCCGGGAAACCGGAGCCCAGGAUGUGCAAGUUCGAGUGCCGCCCGAGGUGCGGGGCAACCUGGGGGGCACCGUGCAGCUACCGUGUCACCUGCUGCCGUCGGGACCGGACGUCAGAGUCUCACAGGUGACGUGGCUGCACGUGGACGCAACCGGCACCAGCAGGAGCGUGGCCGCCUUCCACCCUUCGUACGGGCCCAGCUUCCGCAGCCCAAAGCCCGGCGAGGAGCGGCUGUCCUUCGUCACCGCCGGGCAGAGCAGCGGGACCAGGCAGGGCACGGAGACGGAGCUGCGGGAUGCCACGCUGGCCCUCCGGGGACUGACGGUGGAGGAUGAGGGCAACUAUACCUGCGAAUUUGCCACGUUCCCCAGUGGCACCAGCCGGGGGACGACCAGGCUCCGGGCCAUAGCACAGCCCCAGAACCACGCCGAAACACAGGAGGUCACCCUGAACCUGGAACCUGUGCCCGUCGCCCGCUGUGUCUCCGAGGGGGGCCGGCCACCCGCCCGAAUCUCCUGGUUCUCGCCCCUGGACGGGGAGGCCAGAGAGAGCCAGGUGUCCGGACCUGUGCCCGGCACAGUCACCGUCACCAGCCGCUUCACCUUGGUGCCCCUGAGUCGAGUGGAUGGUGUCAAGGUCACCUGCAAAGUGGAGCAUGAGAGCUUUGAGGAGCCCAUCUUGCUGCCCGUUACCCUCUCCGUGCGCUACCCCCCUGAGGUCUCCAUUUCUGGCUAUGAUGACAACUGGUACCUCGGCCGCAGCGAGGCCACCCUGAACUGUGAUGUCCGCAGCAAACCAGAGCCCACAGGCUACGACUGGAGCACGACCGCAGGCGUCUUCCCAGCUUCCGCAGUAGCCCAGGGCCCCCAGCUGAUCAUCCACUCGGUGGACAAACUCGUCAACACCACGUUCAUCUGCACCGUCACCAACGCCGUGGGCACGGGUCGUGCUGAGCAGGUGGUCCUCGUCCGAGGGAGACCCGAUCGCACUGACGUGCCGGCAGUGGGGAGAGCCCUGCGGACGGCGACAGUUUCCACACGCGGAAACCAUCCCUCACACAGAUGCUAAGGGAGAAACUCAAAGACGUUCUCAGAGGUGCACGCCCUCAGACAGUCCCCCGAAACCCCGUUGCUUUCAACACAUCGUCAUCUGACAAAUAUUUGUCGAGGGCUCCUCUUUGCCAAGCCGCCUCCUUGAUGUCGGGAACACGGUGGCGAACAGAGAGGCCAGUCCCUGCCGUCGAAGGCGCACCCCGGGGAGGGAGGGUCAGCCCCACCUGCCACCCAGCAAGAUGCCCAACUGGAAAUACAUCCCCUGAACCCGUGCCCCAGAUACACACCCUCUUGGGUGCCCGCCCUCAGUCAGUAGGCACCCCCAAGGGGUAGAGCCCCGCAAAGCACAGGUGCAGCCCUGCCUGAGGGUCGUCCAAGGGCUCCACAACCACGAAAAAACGGACACCCCCUAACACUCCUGAGACACACAGAAACGGUCACAGACGCAUGGUGUGGGGUUCCCGUUAGCGCAGCCGCGGGCCCACAGGCUAGACCUCGCCUCAGGGCGACUGGAGAACUUUUGACCCACCGACCUCACGAACACGCCCGCCGAACACGCCCGCCGUCUCCAAAAUACCACCUCCAGGAGCACAGAGAAACAUUCCGGCAUGCGCCAAAGCAGGUUCCCAGACAUUAACUGAUAAGCGUCCGCAGCCAGAAAACUGUUCCACGCCUCUCACCCGUGGGCAGGUACAGACACACAUUCCAGAAAAACCGGUUCACAAAAUACCGCUUGACCUUCACACUGCGGACACACUUUUUCUGGUCUGCUUUUUAUUAUUAUUAUUAUUAUUAUUACUGUUCCUUGCGAGUCACCAAAGUGAGGUGACAGCC